Neurospora tetraspora is the source of this 847-nucleotide messenger RNA. RefSeq lists its product as uncharacterized. The transcript has a single exon. The coding region runs from base 183 to 719 and encodes 178 amino acids. Lineage: Eukaryota; Fungi; Ascomycota; Sordariomycetes; Sordariales; Sordariaceae. The record is from RefSeq and is a predicted model, not a curated record.
CUCGGUACUAUUUUUGUUCAUUUUGACAUUUGCCUAGAUAAGGGGAAUUGCGCACAAUUUUGGGACAGUGGUGGGCUCUUCUGAGAUUGGGGAUCUACCCGUUUUUUUCCUUGUCAGGAGCCACUCGAUCGAUACGCUCGAUACCGAUCGAUAACUGUGCAAAGGGAGGAGCUGAAUCAUGAAUGAGGCUGAUGACCAUCAAAAAAAAAAGUUUUCGCAUCACAUUUCAGGAGAGUGCCAGCAUCAACUCGAAAUUUCCGUCAUGGGUUAAAUUUUUCAGGCGGAGUUCGGUCUUGGCCUUGGUCUGGGCUGGGCUGUCACUGCCCGGCCUCGUUCGCCUAGCAAUGUCAGCCCAGCUCAUCCUGAGGAAGGCUGCGGCCGGGAUUGGGAUAUCGCGGUUCGGAUUCGGUGCCGGCGGGAGUGAAAACCACGGGAAGCAGGCCGGGAAGGGGAGAGGUAGGGAUAGAGCUUCCUUCUGGAUUUUUCAGCAAGUGAGUCACUGUAACUCGUCCAUGGGUACCCCUAAAUCUUCGAAACCAGCAUUGAAAAUUCAGAAGGCUCACGCUUCACAGUGCACCUCUGUUAGGUACAUCCCUGGCCCGUCCUGUUUUAGGGGCGGGAGAUUAUCGUGCCAUUUCUCCCGUUUCUAUCGAGCCAUGUUCACAUCGUGGGACGUGAUACGGCAGGCCAAGGGGGUAAAGAAAGAAAAGUAUCCGUAGUGGGAUAUUGCAAAGUUACAGUGCCGUUUGGAAGUUGCGUGGAACGAGAAAGGGCGUGUGCAGUUGAAGGUAAUCUAUUUGUCCAUCUCUCUUCAGAAGCAGCGAAGGAUCUGCGGCAAGGGACAGGA